AGAUACGUCACGCCAAGUCACGAAUCGCGGUUUACGUAUGAAAGGUUUCUUUUUAUUUCUUCUCUUCUUCAUAUCUUUUUCUAUAUCAUGUCUGCUCAACCACAACAACAACAGCAACAACAAAAGUUAGCCGAAGAUAGCUCAAAGAAAAAUCUAGCUCAACUUGGUGCUCUUGAAGAAGAUGACGAAUUUGAAGAAUUUGCUGCUGAAGAUUGGGGAGAAGAAGAAGAAGAUCAAAACGAUGCCCAUUUUUGGGAAGAUAACUGGGAUGACGAUGAUGUUGAAGAUGAUUUCUCAAAGCAGUUACGGUAUGCCGAGCUUCAAAAGGAAUCCACUCAACCUCAACCAAUGAAAAUGUAAAUCAUACAACUCAUUAUUACCCUUUCAAAAGAUUCAACUAUAAAACGUCAACCAGCAUUACAAUUCAAUAAAGAAAAAAAAAUUGAUCCUGUAUAAUUUUAUUUAACAAACGAGGAAAAAAAGAGAUAAGAGAUAGAGUAAACAUAGAAAGCUUCUUUGAUAUAAAAUAAUAAUAAUAAUAAUAAUAAAGAAGAUGCAUGCUAGAACAAAGAUAAGGGGGCGGUAGAAUAUGUCAAAAGACAUGUAUGUUCCUACAUGCAAAGUCGUAGCUUAUGGUUUGCCUACAAAGAGCUGAUAUAUAUAUACAUAGCCAUGAGCCAUCAUUUGGUUUAACUCCAUGAACUUGAGAUAAGGUCUUUUUGAACAUAAUCGUCAUAAGCAACAUU
Molecule: messenger RNA, 746 nt
Organism: Gilbertella persicaria
Lineage: Eukaryota; Fungi; Mucoromycota; Mucoromycetes; Mucorales; Choanephoraceae
Product: DSS1/SEM1 family-domain-containing protein
Exons: 3
Coding region: 88-360 (90 amino acids)
Biological process (GO): mRNA export from nucleus; double-strand break repair via homologous recombination; proteasome assembly
Cellular component (GO): proteasome complex; proteasome regulatory particle, lid subcomplex
Source: RefSeq, a predicted model, not a curated record